UUCACCGGCAUCUGUAACUGAUGAUCUCAGAAAUAUGAUGCUAACUGAGAAUAUUCCUUCAAGCAGCUCCGCAACAGGAAAUCCUCCAAGCAGAAACAGUAAAAGGAAGAUAUCCAAUUUAUCAAACCCAGUGUUAUUGCAUAAAAAUGAUCAGGGUAUGAAAUUGGAUCAAACUAAGAAUUUGCAUACUGAAAAACCAAUUGAUCGAAUUGAAGAACCAGAAAAAUUAUCCUGGACUCAGGUAGUCAAGAAAAAAACAGCGAAACAAAAACAAAGCACUAUGGCUGACCUUCUGAAGGAUGAAACAAACUCAAAUUCAAACGUUCAUCCGUUAGAAACGGCACAACGAGAAAAAAUGCAAGAAAUUAUAAACCUUGAUAAAUAUUCCGAAUGGAAGAAUGUUUCUUAUAAGGCUAGGACACAUCUUGUCAGUGAGAAUAAUCAUAAUAAGUCAAGCAAUAGCACAAAUCCUCAAAAGAAACGAAGAACUACGCAGAUUGGUACAGCACCAACCGCUGAACCUAGUGGAUCUGGUUUUCAAGGAAUGGAGAAGAAAGUUUGGAUUUUUAUAAAUCGCAUAAUGAAACAUGUCACAAUACAGGAUAUACAUAAGUACAUUGCAAGUAAACCUGGUUUUGAGGGCAACCAAAUAGAAGUGAGGGAGAUACCUGGGAAUCCAGAGGGUUUAAAAAGAUUUGUAGUGACAGCACCGUUAGUCCAUAAAGAAGAGAUGUAUAAGUCAGAGUUCUGGCCAAAUGGAGUCGGUAUUAAGAGAUUCAACUUCAAUAAGUAUAGAGAACAAAAUUUUUCCGUGAUGAGAGGAGAAGCAACAGUAAAAUAACGUUCAAAACAUGUCAAAGUUUCUCAGGAUUUUCAGUCCUCCAUCAAAAUGUCAAAUCUGUUGGUGGGGCGAAGCAAGGGAAAUUUGAAAAUUUGUUACAACAAGAGAAACCUGAUUGUUUUGCAUUGACAGAACACUGGAAAGAUCCUGAUGAACUCGAGCAGCAUACCUUUGCUGAUUACAAGCUUGUUAGUGCCUUCUGCAGAAGUAAGGGAAAGCAUGGUGGCUGUGCUGUGUACUGUCUGAAUCAUAUGGAAAUCAAAGAGAGGCUAGAUCUCA
Molecule: messenger RNA, 1120 nt
Organism: Harmonia axyridis
Lineage: Eukaryota; Metazoa; Arthropoda; Insecta; Coleoptera; Coccinellidae
Exons: 2
Coding region: 35-841 (268 amino acids)
Source: RefSeq, a predicted model, not a curated record